AUGGUUCAGACCGGCACAGUGGCGACGAUAUCCGUCGCAACGGUAGCAACAGGGCUCCUAGCCUACGCAGUCUACUUCGACCGUGAACGACGCGCCGACCCCAACUUCCGACGGAACCUGCGGCGGGAGGAGCGGCGACAGCAGCGCGUGGAGAAGGAGGAGGCCGUGGCGCACAUCAAGCAGAAGCGCAAGGACAUCCAGCGCGCCGUCGACGCCGCCACCGAGGAGGGAUACCCCACGGGCGUCAACGAGAAGGAGGCCUACUUCAUGGAGUACGUCCAGAAGGGCGAGUCCGCAUGGUGUAUGGUCAGAGAAGCCAUACAGCCAUGCGAUCAAACGAUGAGCAGCGGGACAUGGAAGCAGAAGGAACACGGACAAGGGCUAACCCGCAUCAUCACACCAGCAUCGACAACCCUAGAAGCCGCGCUGGCGUUCUACAAGGCGCUCAAGGUCUACCCGACCCCUGGAGACCUGAUUUCGAUCUACGAUAAGACCGUGGAUAAGCGUGUACUAGAUGUGUUGGCCGAGAUGAUCGCCUACGACAAGAACCUCCACCUCGACGGUCAGAUGCCCGCCGGAAUUAACAUCUCCGACCUACCUCAGACCAGCCUGGACUAA
Anthostomella pinea is the source of this 618-nucleotide messenger RNA. NCBI's taxonomy places the organism in Eukaryota, Fungi, Ascomycota, Sordariomycetes, Xylariales, Xylariaceae. The record is from the annotation of a GenBank genome assembly.